AUGGCACUGUCCUACCUGCAGGAGGCACAGAUUAACGCAGGACACCUAGCCGGACAGCACCUCGACAUGAAGCAGGAGACUGAGAAGCAACCCCUGUCACCGGUCCUGAACAACAACGACCCGUCGCCGCCGUCGAUGUUCUCGGGGAUGGGAGCGGCCGCAGCAGCGGCGGCCGCUGCGGCGGGCUUGUCGAUACUGACUCCUCAGCAACUCCUGGCAGCGAGCAGGACGGCGGCCCUGAUGGCGGCAGGAAUCCCGGUCUCCCUCCACGCGGCUACCCUGGCGGCCAGUCCGUCCUUGUAUCGCCACCACCAGACCCUCUUCGGGGGAUGGGCGGCCUCUUCGCCGCCCUCGCCUUUGAGCUACUCCUCCGGGCCCGUGUCUCCUGCUCUCAGCACCAAGUCCACCUCUCGCAGGCCUAGCAACAAUAAUAACAACAGCAGUAACGUUAACAACAAUAUGGUGAGCAGCAGUGGAGACCGGGUGACGAAGAAGGGCCAGGCGAACAAGAGGAGGACCGUCAAGGUCAAGGUGGAGGCCGCACCGACCGCGGCGACCACGACGACUGCCUCCGGCGCCGACACCGCCGUCCCGCCACUCAGUCCGCCUACCUCAGUUAGUCCAGAGGCCGGGAAGGAUCCUCGCGACAAGGUCUUCACCUGCGGGGUUUGCUCCAGGUCCUUCGGGUAUAAGCACGUUCUCCAGAACCAUGAACGCACCCACACUGGGGAGAAACCGUUCGAGUGUGUCGAGUGCCACAAGAGGUUCACCAGGGACCACCACCUGAAGACGCACAUGCGCCUUCACACCGGGGAAAAGCCCUACCACUGCAAGCACUGCGACCGGCAGUUCGUCCAGGUGGCGAACCUGCGCAGGCACCUCCGGGUGCACACCGGGGAACGGCCCUACGCCUGCGAACUCUGCUCCUCCAGGUUCAGCGACUCCAACCAGCUCAAGGCCCACUUGCUCAUCCACAAGGGAGAGAAGCCGUUCGAGUGCGAGCACUGUCAGAUGCGGUUCCGCCGUAGGCACCACCUCCUGCACCACAAAUGCGGCACUCUGGGCUCCAGGUCGCAGGCACCCUCGCUGGCGAGCGACGACCUGGACGAGGAGGUGGACAUUGACGUGGACGUGGAGAUGGAGGAGAGGGAAGAGAAGGUGUUCGCACUAAAAGCGAUACCAGGGCCCCAUCAUCGGCAAGCCCCGAGUCCCGCCCUGGGCGCCGCGACGAAUAUGUCUCUACCUCUGAACCUGUCCGGCGUCCCCGUCGACCUGCCCGAACAGACGGAACCCGAGGACCUCUCCAUGUCCACCGGGAUGCACCGGGCCCACUCACAUUCCCACUGCAGCAGCGGAGACUCCCCGUUGAGUCGCAGCCCGAGCAGCGACAUCCUCCACGAGGAGGAGGACGACGACCUGGACGUAGCUGAGGCCAGCCCCAGCUCCCUCUUCCUCAGCAGGAGCUCCUCCAUUGGCUUCUACCCUCGACAAUCGCAUGUCCUGGAGGCCGACGUCAACGUCAGUCGGGCCUCCUAG
Orussus abietinus is the source of this 1536-nucleotide messenger RNA. RefSeq names its product protein krueppel (gene Kr). The transcript is spliced from 3 exons. The record is from RefSeq and is a predicted model, not a curated record. Gene Ontology annotation, cellular component: nucleus. Bases 1 to 1536 code for a protein of 511 amino acids. Lineage: Eukaryota; Metazoa; Arthropoda; Insecta; Hymenoptera; Orussidae.